Sphaerodactylus townsendi is the source of this 3286-nucleotide messenger RNA. It is a transcript of the gene TP73, whose product is annotated as tumor protein p73. Gene Ontology annotation, molecular function: DNA-binding transcription factor activity, RNA polymerase II-specific; protein binding; RNA polymerase II cis-regulatory region sequence-specific DNA binding. Gene Ontology annotation, biological process: protein tetramerization; apoptotic process; regulation of transcription by RNA polymerase II. Lineage: Eukaryota; Metazoa; Chordata; Lepidosauria; Squamata; Sphaerodactylidae. Gene Ontology annotation, cellular component: nucleus. The record is from RefSeq and is a predicted model, not a curated record. The coding region runs from base 92 to 1981 and encodes 629 amino acids. The transcript is spliced from 14 exons.
UGCCUCGACCCCUUUGGCAGACAGACGCACCCACACAGCUACCGUUCCAGCCAGGGUCGUUCAUCCUUCGUCAGAUUCUCCCACUCUGAAGAUGUCCCAACCUACUCCAGCUGAUGAAGGCACGACGUUCGAACAUCUUUGGAGUACCCUGGAACCUGAUAGUACCUAUUUUGAUCUCCCCCAGUCUGGUCAUUCUGGGGGCAGCGAAGUUUCCAACCGCACAGAAAUCACCAUGGAUGUCCUCCAGAUGAGAAGCAUGAAUGAUUCGGUGAUGUCCCAGUUCAAUUUGCUGAAUAACAGUAUGGAUCGGAGCACUGACAGCCGAGCCGCCUCCUCCAGCCCCUAUAGCUCGGAGCACGCCUCCAACGUCCCGACGCUCUCGCCCUAUUCUCAGCCCAGCUCCACCUUUGACACCAUGUCCCCAGCGCCUGUCAUCCCGUCCAACACCGACUACCCUGGCCCGCACCACUUCGAAGUGACCUUCCAGCAGUCCAGCACUGCCAAGUCGGCCACCUGGACGUAUUCCCCGCUGCUGAAGAAGCUCUAUUGUCAGAUUGCAAAGACGUGCCCAAUCCAGAUCAAAGUCUCAACGCCGCCGCCUCCGGGUACCGUCAUCCGGGCCAUGCCCGUCUACAAAAAGGCAGAGCAUGUGACCGAGGUGGUGAAACGGUGCCCAAACCAUGAACUUGGGCGUGAUUUCAAUGAUGGUUUAUCGGCUCCGGCCAGCCACUUAAUACGCGUGGAAGGCAACAACCUCUCUCAGUACGUGGACGAUCCUGUCACCGGGAGGCAGAGUGUGAUGGUUCCUUACGAACCUCCCCAGGUGGGUACUGAAUUUACAACCAUCCUCUACAACUUCAUGUGCAACAGCAGUUGCGUAGGUGGGAUGAACAGGCGGCCCAUCCUCAUCAUCAUCACCCUGGAGACCAGAGACGGGCAGGUUCUGGGACGAAGGUCCUUUGAAGGCCGGAUUUGCGCUUGCCCCGGCAGAGAUAGAAAAGCAGAUGAGGACCACUUUCGAGAGCAACAAGCCCUGAAUGAAAACGCAGCUAAGAACGGAAACCUGAACAAGCGGACUUUCAAGCAGAGUCCUCAAGGGAUUCCGGCACUAGGAGCUGGCAUUAAGAAACGGAGGCAUGGAGAAGAAGAAACAUAUUACGUGCCGGUUCAUGGCCGAGAGAACUUCGAGAUCCUGAUGAAGAUCAAGGAGAGCCUGGAGUUGGUCGAACUCGUUCCUCAACAGCUGGUGGACUCGUAUCGUCAGCAGCAACAGCAGCUUUUACAGCGCCAGACUCACGUUCAGCCCCCUUCCUCCUACGGCCCCGUUCUGUCCCCCAUGAACAAGCUCCACGCAGGCGGGAUCAACAAACUGCCAUCUGUGAACCAGCUGGUGGGGCAGCCGCCUCAGCAUGGCUCCAAUGUGGGACCAAAUCUUGGAUCUAUGGGAUCUGGAAUGCUGAACAGUCACCCCAUGCAGCCGAACGGAGAAAUGAAUGGAGGGCAUCCUUCCCAGUCGAUGGUCUGCACGCCCCCUCCGCCCUACAACCCAGAUCCGAGCCUUGUCAGUUUUUUAACAGGUCUGGGGUGCUCAAACUGCAUUGACUAUUUCACUUCACAAGGGUUGCAGACUCUUUACCACCUGCAGAACUUGACCAUAGAGGAUCUCGGGGCACUGAAAAUCCCAGAACAAUACCGGAUGAUCAUCUGGAGGGGCCUCCAGGAACUGAAACAGGGUCAUGACUACGGAGCCCAGCAACUGAUCCGCUCUAGCAGCAACGCCUCCACCAUCUCCAUCGGCACGUCCGGGGAGCUGCAACGGCAGCGCGUCAUGGAAGCCGUGCAUUUCCGUGUGCGCCACACGAUCACCAUCCCGAACCGCAGCGGAGCUGAUGAAUGGGCGGACUUUGGCUUCGACCUACCGGAUUGCAAAUCCCGCAAACAGUCCAUCAAAGAGGAGUUCACAGAGGGAGAGAUCAACUGAUGGGUCUCCUGGAGCACUGGGGAGCCACCAAACGAGGACAAAAAGUUAAGAGGAUCGGAAAGGUGCUUGGAAUAAAAAGCUGGGAGGGAACCGCAGAAAGUAUUUUUUUCAGGGCUCAAGCGGUGGAAUGACACUGUUGCGCCGAGGAAGUCCAUUUUCUAGGUAUCUUCCUGGGCAAAGCGGGUCUUCUUCUUUUCAUGCCAUCAAAACUCCAAAUGGAGAAAAAAGCAUCAGCUACUGGCCGGAAGUGUUCAACAGCGAAAACGGAGCGGGUUUAAAACUGACCGAAUGUUCAGCAAAACACCCAUGCCAAAUUCACACUGCAGUGUGAAGGGCUCGUUUGUUUCAUUGGUUGUGGUAGGCCCACAUUCUUCCUUUCCCCUCUUCCAAGUAAUUCAAGAUGGCUGAAUCCUUAAGCUUCAUUCUUUGGCGAAAGUGGAUCUGACCCUUUCUGGUCGCCCUCAACGGGAGUCACCUCCACAGCCAAACGGUACCAAAACAACUUGAACGACUUCUCUUCCAAAUGGACUGCCAAAAAAGUGUUUGUUUCCUUCCGAGCUUUGCAGAACGGCAAAGCAGCUCCUAAGAUAUGACAGCUCAUAACAACUUUCAUAUUAGCUAGAUGGAAAGAUUGUGCUGCAAAGGGGCUCACCGGACCUGUUGUAUAUACGAUAUAUUCAUCAUGUUGUCGUAAAGUUUUGUUUGCCAUGUCAGCUAUUAUAAAAAAAUCAAUCUGAUAGGAUGAGGCAGGGAUUUCCUUAUUUUCUCUUUGCAUACUAAAAGAUACAUUUUCUUUGGUCAAGUUUGGUCAGCAUCUCACUUCUCACAUGCUAAACGUAAAGAUUAUUUUGGCCUUUUGAACUGAUCCUUCAGAGAAAUGUCAUAGAGCCAUCGUUUGGAAUUGACUCGAACGAGAAUUAAUGGUGAAAUUCUAUAAUUAUACUCCCCUUCACACACCUACGCAUGUACAUGAGAAAGGGGGAACCACACAAACCUGAUUAUAAGUGGAUGCUAAUUGUUUCUCACUUGUUAGCCCCAUAGAGCAGUAGGAUUUCUUAGUUUUCAAGACCACUUCAUGCAGAAGAGUGAAUUUCAACAGAGCAGGGGGACUGGGAAGUCCAAAUGGCCCUGGAACAAACCUACCUGAACAGCCCCCGCAAGCCAGAGAUCCAGGGGCUGCUGAAUUCACGCCCCUUCUGCACAUGCAGAAUAAUGCACUUUCAAUCCACUUUCACUUUUUGCUAUUCCACACAGCUGCAAAGUGCAUUGAAAGUGGAUGGAAAGUGCAUUGUUCUUCAUGUGCGG